Messenger RNA from Arabidopsis lyrata subsp. lyrata, 1789 nucleotides. Its product is annotated as pectin acetylesterase 6. Bases 270 to 1640 code for a protein of 456 amino acids. The record is from RefSeq and is a predicted model, not a curated record. Gene Ontology annotation, cellular component: plant-type cell wall. Gene Ontology annotation, biological process: cell wall organization. Gene Ontology annotation, molecular function: pectin acetylesterase activity. The transcript has 13 exons. Lineage: Eukaryota; Viridiplantae; Streptophyta; Magnoliopsida; Brassicales; Brassicaceae.
AAUUAAUAUAGGAAGCAAAUACAGAAAUUUUAUUAAACUAGAUUUUCAGUAUAUUUAUUAUUUCGUGACGGAAUAAAAUUUAUAAAUGAUUACAUAUCAUCGCUUCGUCUGCUUUACUCUUUUCUUUUUCAAAUUCAUUUUUAUUUUUGUCUUCAUGCAAGUGAUAAACACUAAAGAGUAAGACUAAAAGACUAUCGUAAUCGAUCCUUAAUCCAAAUUUUCGCGCUCGAUUCGUCUUUGCUGUAUCUCCCGGAGCUUGGGCGGAGGAGAUGAAAAGCGUGUUGUUGUGGGUUGCGGUGGUCGUGUGCUUGCUAUGUUCAGUCACGGCGGUGAUUCGGAGCGGAUCUAGCGAUGGAUUUGGGAAACCCAUAGAUACUGAUACUGCGAUAUCUUUGCUGGAGUAUAAAUUGAUGGCGCCUUCGGUUCCAAUGGUACCUCUCACCUUGAUUCGAGGAGCUGACUCUAAAGGAGCUGUGUGCUUAGAUGGGACACUACCUGGUUAUCAUUUAGAUCGUGGUUUUGGAUCAGGUGCUAACAGUUGGCUUAUCCAGCUUGAGGGUGGAGGAUGGUGUAACAACCAUAGGAGCUGUGUUUAUCGCAAAACAAGUCGGCGUGGUUCCUCUAAAUUCAUGGAAAAAGCUUUGGCCUUCACUGGAAUUUUGAGCAAUAAAUCUGAAGAGAAUCCUGACUUCUUUAAUUGGAACAGGAUCAAGUUGCGCUACUGUGAUGGUGCGUCUUUCUCUGGCGAUAGUCAGGACGAGAGUUCUCAACUUUUCUAUCGAGGACAACGAAUCUGGCAAGUGGCUAUGGAAGAAUUCCUGUCUUUAGGAAUGAAGCAAGCAAACCAGGCUCUGCUUUCUGGAUGUUCAGCUGGAGGAUUAGCUUCCAUUUUGCACUGUGAUGAGUUCAGGGAACUAUUACCUAGUUCCACGAAAGUAAAAUGCUUAAGUGACGCUGGAAUGUUUCUGGAUGCAGUAGAUGUCUCUGGUGGCCACUCACUUAGGAAUAUGUUCCAAGGUGUUGUUACAGUGCAGAACCUCCAAAAGGACUUGUCCAGUACUUGUACAAACCAUUUGGAUCCUACUUCGUGCUUCUUUCCACAGAACCUGGUUUCAGACAUUAAAACCCCAAUGUUUCUUCUCAACACAGCAUAUGACUCUUGGCAGAUCCAAGAGAGCUUAGCUCCUCCAACUGCUGAUCCAGGUGGCAUCUGGAAGGCAUGCAAAUCAGAUCACUCGCGAUGUAAUUCAUCGCAGAUCCAAUUUUUCGAAGAAUUCAGGACCCAAAUGGUGCUUGCUGUAAACUCAUUUUCAAACUCUGACCAGAACGGUCUUUAUAUAAACUCUUGCUUCGCCCAUUGUCAGACAGAAAGACAGGACACUUGGUUUGCUCAAGAUUCUCCUCAACUAAACGGAAAGAGAGUAGCAGAGUCUGUAGGUGACUGGUACUUCGACCGGGCAAACAAUGUCAAAGCCAUCGACUGUCCUUACCCGUGUGACACAACAUGUCACAAUCUGAUUUUCGAUUUUGAUCAGUCAGCUCUAGAGAUCUCAGCUUCUUCAAGGUUUUGUUUUCCUCUCUUUAGAGCUUCUCUGGUCCCUCUAGUGUUGACAAAACUCAUUCUCCGAUUCUUAGUUUAGUAGGUAUAGUGAAAAGCCUUAUGCUUUCAUACCUCAUUUUUUAAUAACCAAUUGAUUCAAAUGUCGAGUAUAGGUAGCGACAAAAUCCAUGUCAUUACAUAGAAUAGAAUUUCAAAAAGAGAACAAAAGAAAAAGAGCAUAUUCCUUUA